AUGAAAGCCGUUCUUGUGCGAACCGGUUCAGUGCCGGUCCUAUCUUCGUUUGUGUGCGGUUCACCGAGAGUGUCUCUCUCCGUUCACGACUCGAUUUCCGGUGAGAAAAGCCACGUUUCUUCUCCGAAGAUUGGUCUGCGUUUGGAGGUCAAUCGUCGGAGCGUUAUGCGAAGGGCUUUGUCGGAAACAGAUGUUGUCAGAUUGGAAAGUGAGGCUUCCGAUAAGUUCUCGAAGUUGAGCGGCAUCGGAUCGCUGUCUUUUCCGGGGAAAAUACCGGAGGAAGAGUAUGUAGAAAGCGAAGAUGAGGUGGUUUUUAGAGGAAUUGGAUCUUUGACUUUGACGGGGAGAGAUUUUGAUCGGAGGAAUUACAAAGAAGAUUGGCCUGCAAGUGCGAUUCCGGUUGAAGAACUAGGAUUUCCAGGCGUUGGAGGUGGUAAAAACCGGAAUUCUGGCGGUCGCGGCGAUAGUGAUUGUGAACUCGGAACCGGUGGUGGAAACUCCGAUCAGAGCAAGAUCGGUGCAUAUUAUCAGGAGCUGCUAAAGUCAAAUCCUACGAAUCCUCUGCUGCUUAGAAACUAUGGAAAAUACUUGCAUGAGGUGGAAAAAGAUACGGCUAAAGCGGAAGAGUACUACGGUAGAGCUAUAUUGGCGAGUCCUGGAGAUGGAGAAGUGCUAUCAUUAUAUGGAAAAUUGAUUUGGGAGACACAGAGAGACGAAGAUAGAGCCAAAUCAUACUUUGAUCAGGCUGUUCACGCCUCCCCUGAUGACUGUACGGUGUUGGGAUCGUACGCGCACUUCAUGUGGGAAGCAGAGGAAGAGGAAGAUGAAGAUGAAGAUGCGGAAGAAAUAGAGAGAAAGGGUGAACAGUCGGCGACCAUGGUUGGAGCUUUCUAG
This is a messenger RNA of Ilex paraguariensis (yerba mate), 894 nucleotides long. Lineage: Eukaryota; Viridiplantae; Streptophyta; Magnoliopsida; Aquifoliales; Aquifoliaceae. The record is from the annotation of a GenBank genome assembly.